This is a messenger RNA of Hyphopichia burtonii NRRL Y-1933, 3192 nucleotides long. RefSeq names its product mRNA-binding U2 snRNP complex subunit. NCBI's taxonomy places the organism in Eukaryota, Fungi, Ascomycota, Pichiomycetes, Serinales, Debaryomycetaceae. Bases 1 to 3192 code for a protein of 1063 amino acids. The transcript has 2 exons. Gene Ontology annotation, biological process: spliceosomal complex assembly. Gene Ontology annotation, molecular function: mRNA binding. Gene Ontology annotation, cellular component: U2 snRNP; catalytic step 2 spliceosome; U2-type prespliceosome. The record is from RefSeq and is a predicted model, not a curated record.
AUGAAAACGAACAAUAUGUCGAAAAAGUCUCUAGUGGGUAGCUAUACGAUACCUCAGGGGCUACAGAAUGAGUUAGCUCAAGAGUACAAAGAGAACGAUUCUAUUUCCUCACAAGAUUUGAAAAACAACAUCAAUCAGAAUGACUAUCAAAAGAAAAGAUUCGAAAGGAAAAUUGAUCUUGAGUCAACUCAAAGCUAUAAGAAAUUGAUGGAGCAACGUGCAUUUGAAAGAGAUGAAUUUAGGGUAAAGAAAUUGAUCAAGGAAAAAGAAGCAAAUGGUGAACAAGCCAAAUUACUACCAAGAAAGAGAAAGAAGAGGUGGGAUGUGACUCCAGAAGAAUGGCAAAAACAACAAACUUCCGUCAGUGAUUUAGUUUUGAAAGAAAAGGUACCUAUAAUCAAUGGGAUUCCAUUGAAUAAUAAUGUGUUAAACAAAAUUCUUCCUUCUGGAUACAGAAUAGUUCCUCCACCUCCAGAUUACAAGCCGUUAGAUCCAAGUCUAGCGCCUGAUAUUACAGAAGCACCUCCGGAUUAUUAUGUACCCCCCUCCGAGGAAGGAAAUCAGAUAAUUGCAAGAAAUACUGAGUAUAGUGGUGUACCGCUUAAGGAGGUAGACAUGAAAUAUUUUGGGAAAUUAGUGCAGCCUGACAAAGCAUCUGGCCAUCAAACCAACGAACAAAAGAACGAAUUGGAAAUACUAAGCUUACUUCUCAAGAUAAAGAAUGGCUCUUUGCGUUCAAGAAAACAUUCUCUUCGAAAAUUAAUAGCCAGCUCCAGAAAAUAUGGCCCAAAACUUCUAUUCAACCAAAUAUUACCGAUUUUAUUAGAACCAUCUUUAGAUAUUCAAGAGCGCCAUUUGUUGGUCAAAGUUAUUGGUCGCAUACUAUUUCAGCUCGAUGAUCUUGUUCGCCCAUAUACCGACAAAAUAUUAAUAGUAAUAUCACCCUUAUUAAUCGACGAAAAUUUCACAAUGAGACUUGAAGCAAGAGAAAUAAUAUCAAGUUUGAGUAAAGCAGCUGGUUUGAGUAAUAUGAUUUCCAAUUUAAGACCAGAUUUAGAUCAUGUGGAUGAAUAUAUCAGGAAUAUAACAUCCAGGGUUUUUGCAAUCGUGGCAAAUACGUUAGGGUUGGUGAAUUUCUUUCCUUUCUUAAAAGCAGUAAUCAAAUCUAAAAAAAAUUGGAUGGCUAGACAUACUGGUGUUAAAAUUAUUCAACAGUUGUGUGUUAUGUUAGGUGGUGGUAAUGGAAGUUCUAUUUUACCUUACUUACCUCAAUUAAUAGAACUUUUAAAGCCAGUUUUGUCUGAUGAGAUGUUACAGGUUCGUACAAUGGCAGCGUCCACGGUAGCACAAUUGGCUGAAAGUGUUAAACCAUAUGGGAUAGAAUCUUUUGAAAGUAUUUUAGAGCCAGCAUGGAUUGGAUUGAAAAAACAUAGAGGUAAAGGUUUGGCAAGCUUUUUGAAAUGUAUUGGAGCAGUUAUCCCCUUGAUGGUGCAUGAUCCAAAUUAUGAGGAAUACUCAAAUUAUUACACUAAAGAAUUAAUGUAUGUUAUUACCAGAGAAUUUCAGUCACCGGAUAAUGACAUGAAAAUAGCUAUUUUAACUAUUUUAGCGAAUUUGCCCAUGUCCAAAUCGUUAUUUACAAAAUAUGAUACUGAGGUUGUUCAGCCAUUCUUCAAAUUUUUUUGGAAUAGGAGAAUUGCAACUGAUUCACAACAAUUAAGUAGAUUAGUGGUAGAUACUACAACUCAGCUUGCACUUAGUUUUGAGUUUCUCGAUAUAUUGGAAAUGAUUGUUUUAUUUACAAAAGACGAAAAUGAAAAUUUAAGAAAGAUGAGUUUAGAAGCUAUCAAUAAAAUGAUUAUCACUGGAAAAGAUGAAUUGAUAGGGUUGGACUCACAUCUUGAGGCAAGAUUGGUUGACGGUAUCCUAUUUGCAUUUCAAGAACAAACGAUGCAGCAAAAUAUAUAUUUGCAAGCAUUUGGGACGGUUGUGAAAACUCUUGGAAUUAGAGUCAAACCACAUAUGAAUUCUAUCAUAAGUACGAUUUUGUAUCGUUUGAAGAAUAAAUCUUCUGAAGUUAGACAACAGUCAUCAGAUUUGAUCACCACCAUCGCUCCGGUUAUCAAAAUUUGUUCCGAAAAUGAUGAACAGAUACUACUCAAGUUGGUUUUAAUAUUAUACGAAUCAUUAGGUGAAGUAUAUCCUGAAGUAUUGGGAUCAAUUUUGAAUUCUCUUUACGCUUGCAUUGAUUCCAUUGAUAAAACAUCUUUAUAUUUAAUGCUGAAUCCUUCUCUUAAUCAAAUAUUACCAACUUUGACCCCCAUUUUAAAGAACAGACAUGAAAAAGUUCAGGAAGCUUCAGUUAAGCUUGUUGGAUUGAUUGCCAAAAAAAAUGCUGAAACGAUAAAUGCCAAAGAAUGGAUGCGUAUUUGUUUUGAAAUGUUGGACAUGUUGAAAAGCACGAAGAAAAGAAUUAGGAUUGCAGCUAAUAGAACUUUCGGAUAUAUUGCAAAGACAAUCGGACCACAAGAUGUACUUGCAAUGUUAUUGAACAAUUUGAGAGUACAAGAAAGACAACUAAGAGUUUGUACUGCGGUUGCCAUUGGGAUCGUUGCUGAAACUUGUGAACCUUUCACAGUACUUCCAGCUUUGAUGAAUGAAUAUAGGAUUCCCGACAAAAAUGUUCAAAACGGUUUAUUGAAAGCUCUCAGUUUCCUAUUUGAGUAUAUUCAGGGAGAUAUGAUUAAAGAUUAUUUAUAUGCUAUAACUCCAUUACUAGAAAACGCAUUAACUGAUAGGGACUUGGUACAUCGGCAAACUGCAGCUGCAGUAAUAAGACACAUGGCUCUUAAUUGUAUUGGGUUGACAAAUGAUGGAUAUUUCGAUGUAUUUAUUCAUUACUUGAAUUUGCUAUUACCAAAUAUCUUUAUAACUUCUCCCCAUGUAAUCAGUCGUGUUUUGGAAAGUCUUGAUGCAUUAAGACUCGUUCUUGGGAAUGGUACUUAUACAAAUUAUGUUUGGGCAGGUCUAUUCCAUCCUGCUAGAAAAGUGAGAGCUCCGUAUUGGAAAAUGUAUAAUGCUGCUUACGUACAAAAUAGUGAUACUCUAGUCCCAUAUUAUCCAAGGAUAGAUAAACUUCCUGAUGAAAGUAAUUUUAACUACGAAAUUGAGGAACUCGACAUUUUCCUAUAA